CGAUGAUUAAGCACCAUACAUAUUGAACAGACGCGUCCUCCCCCUCUCUCCUUCCGGUACAGCUGUCCAUCUUUUGGAGAAACAGUGUCUUUAAGUUGGACCUGAAGCUUCUUCGCUACAAUGUUUGACCUGAAGAAGAGGAAUAGUUUGACUCUGAACUGCAGCCGAGAGACGGAGGAGUUCAGACGAGUGGCGGUCAGGCGGAAGGUCAAAGGUGAUGCGGUGGACUGCUUCGCUUUACACACAGCAGAGAGCAGUGGAGUGUGCAGCUCUUACAGCCGUGGCAACGCUUGUGACAAAGUCUGUGGAUCAGAACCAAACUCUAAACCUGGUGCAGAGGAAGACAAUCAAAGAAGCCCAGCUAAAGGAUCGCCUUUCAAACCACACGUGCCCCCUAAACCAGCUCAACUCCAGAGAAAUGCAGGAUGUGAUCAAGCCCACAGUCAACAAGAUAAUGGCACAGAGCAAGACCAGAGUCCUAAAAGAGGUUACGGAGUUUCUGUUUCCUGUGUCAGUCCAGCACAUAAUUGUCUAGGCUCCCCUAGUCCAACCAGAAGAGGCUGGACCUGUUUGUUGAAUGGAGUGUCUGCAGCACAUAUCAGUCCUGCCAGACAUACUCAGGGGAUUCCACAUAUUACAAGCAGUCCACUUUUAGGAUCUCCAAGUCCAGGCAAAAGAGGCAUUCAGAGCCGUAGCCCAUUGAGAGUAGGAGGGCACAGUCCUGCUAGAUUGUCCCCAAGGAACCACAGCCCUCUCAGUGGAUUACUGCGGACCCCCAGCCCUUUGCAGGUGAGGAUCGGGAGUUACAGCCCAGCCAAAAACUCUAAAUCCUGGCUUGGACUGUACAGAAUCCCAAGCAGCAAGAUGGAAGGACAAGAUAAGAGAGCGGGAAAAUCUUUGAGCGUGCCUGACUUGAUUGUCUUCUUGGAUGAGAACAGAAUUCCCACCGAAAAAAUUGAACGCUCUCCACUGCAACCGCUUCAAUCCCCCAACUGCUCCGGGUCAGCCAGCACCAUCAAAGCACCAGUUCACCAUAUACUCAGUCAUGCCAAAAGUGAAGCUUAUCUAUGGAGCAACGGCAAACAGCAUUCCCCAAGACAAAUGAAUGGCGUGGUGCAGGGGAGAGUUUGCACAGCAGUUAAUGGAAAGGGAAUAAAUGAUAACAUGGAAGAAGGCAAGGUACCUGUCGGAUAUGGCUCCAAAUCUUCCUGCCAACGGAAUGAGGAUAGUAAAACUACAGAAGAUGGCAGGAUUCAGAAGGAGUCUAAAGGUGAACAUAGUGAUGAGGAGUUGAGAAAGGAGAGAGGAGAAAGCGAGCCAAAGGCUGAAGAGAACAAAGAGCAGAAAUUGUUCAAAAUAGCCAACGAACUCCUGCAGACCGAGAGGGCCUAUGUGGCUCGUCUCCACCUGCUCGACCAGGUGUUCUUCUCACGCCUAACUGAGGAGGCAGGUCGCGGCUCGUUUCCUCCCGACGUGAUAAGAAAUAUCUUCUCCAACAUUUCCUGCAUCUACUCCUUCCACAGCCAGUUCCUGCUCCCUGACCUGGAAAUCUGCAUCAGCCACUGGUGUGAGAGCCCAGGCCUGGGUACUGUUCUGGUUAAACACACACCCUUCCUGAGGAUGUAUGCCGACUACGUCAGGAACUUUGACCAGGCCAUGGAGCUGGUGAGGACCUGGAGUGAACGCUCCUCUGUCUUCAGAAAUAUCAUCCAGGACAUACAGAGUCAGGAGGUGUGUGGCAGCCUGACCCUGCAGCACCACAUGUUGGAACCAGUCCAGAGGGUUCCACGUUAUGAGAUGCUGCUUGGAGAUUACCUGAAGAAACUGCCCAGGGAUGACCCAGAUUAUGAUCUUGCUCACAAAUCCUUGCAGACCAUUUCCAUGGCAGCCACCCACUCAAACAGCGCCAUCCACAAAGCUGAGAGCCUGAAGCGGCUGGUGGAGAUCUAUGAGAUGGUUGGAGAGGAGGAGGUGGUCAACCCGACCAACGAGUUCCUCAGGGAAGGUCGUCUGCUCAAGCUUGCUGCGAGGAAUACAUCUGCCAUGGAGAGGCAUCUAUUCCUGUUCAACAACUUUCUGCUGUGCUGCACUCCUAAAUUCAGCCUAGUUGGGCAGCGUUUUACUGUCCGCUGCAGGAUCGGAGUGGACGGCAUGCAGGUGCAGCAGACCACCAAUGAAGACCACCCACACACCUUCCAGGUCUCUGGAAAGGAGAAGACCCUUGAGCUGCAGGCCAGCUCCGUACAAGACCGAGAUGAGUGGAUAAAGGUAAUUCAGGAAGCCAUUGACGUGUUCCUGAAGAAACAUGAAACUUUCAAAUUGGCUUGUAAGGAGCUAAAUGUAGAAGAAUCAACGGAGGAACUCGGCCGACGUGCGCCUCGCUGGAUCAGGGACAACGAGGUGACCGUGUGUAUGAAAUGCCAGGAUCCUUUCAAUGCACUCACCAGGAGACGACAUCACUGCAGAGCCUGCGGCUGCGUGGUGUGCUGGAAGUGUUCAGACAACAAAGUGGCUUUAGAGUAUGACGGCAACAAGCUGAACAAAGUGUGUAAAGCCUGCUACUCCAUCCUGACGGGUCAGCGAGGGGAGAGUGUGGAGGGAAAGAAGAGAAGGAUACUGGAGGUGAGCCUUUCAGAGGCAUCUCCGGUCUCCAGUGACUGUGUAAUGAGUGGCUUCCUGCUGUAUGGUGACAACCCAAAGACCUGGCAACAGAUGUGGUCUGUUGUCACCCGGUCUGAACCUGCGGUCCUCCUUCUGUACACUGCUCGACAGGAUGUGAAGCCCCUAUCCAGUAUACCGCUACUGGGCUGCAGUGUUGAGGAUUCCCCUCAGGAGCUCCAGAGUCAGCAUUGUUUCUGUUUAAGACAAUCCAAAACCACCCACACUUUCUCCUGCAACGGCUUGGACCUCAAAAAAAACUGGGUGACUGUCCUGAAAGUUGCUGUGACAGGCAAGCAGUAUGAAAUCAACACCGAUGGCUCAAGAUGGGGAAUCAUUGGUAGUGUCAGUGAUGAAAGCGAGUGUACUGGGGAGGAAUUUAUCAUCAUUGGCGACAAAGAAGAGAACUCCUGAAUGUUUGCGAUCAAGCACUAUAGAAAGUAUAUAAACACACAAAAACAGACCAAAGUCCAUUGAUUCUAAAGACGGUAGUGUUGAAAUGAACAUUUAAUAUAAAUUAAUGAAUUAAAAAAAGUGCAAUUCAGGAAUGUAAAGGUUAUUAACAAUAUGCAGACUGAAAACUGUGUUUACCUUAUCAGUGGUGAUGCACUUUAUUUCUGAAAUGGUUUUAUGGUAAAAAAUAAAUAAAGUGAAGGUGUUUUUACAUGAGUCGGACUAUCCCUUCACCUAAACAGAUGGUUGCGUCAGCUCUGUACACGUAGUCUAAGGUGCCACGCAAUCUGGCGUGAAAAAAAAAAAAAAAAAAAAAGCUUGAAGUGGUUUUCUCACAGUGGACACAUAAUUGCAUGAAGGUUCCAGUGAUGCACAGAAGCUCUGUGGGAUCAUAUUUGCUUUAAAAAACACAUUCAACUGACCCCAUUUCUUCACAGAUACAGCAAUUGAAUAUUUACACUCAAAAAGAUAAACAACUAAAGAAACACAUUUAAAAAAAAUUAAUGAUCAGAAUGAUCACUGGUAAACAUAAAAUGACAGAAUAACAUUGUAUCUUGAAUGUGUGCAGUAACCAAAGCACCGGGAGUGUCUGCAAUACGUUUCAAUGGGAAGGAAAAAGCAUCCUUUUUCAGAUGCAAAUUAACAAUAUAAUUGAGUUUAAGUCUUUUUUCAGCGCAUUUAUUUUCUCGUUGCAGUGAUGUAAUGAUGGUUUGUCUAAAAUGAAUUCCCCAAAACACUGACCUUGCUGUUCUACACAAAUUGGUAAACUGUUCCUGAUCUACGGAGGUAUGCAGGCUGAAAUCACAAAUGUCCCAUCGAUGGAAAAUAAAUCUUAAAGCUGCAUUUAUCAGGAAUCAUGGAAUUUGAAAGAGGUCACUGACAAACUUGCAGAGAAUUAUCGCUAAUCUCUAUGGAGCUUAGCUAGUUAUAGUUUUAUGGAACAUUUAACUGUAUGCUUACUAUUC
Messenger RNA from Anoplopoma fimbria (sablefish), 4076 nucleotides. Its product is annotated as FYVE, RhoGEF and PH domain-containing protein 4-like. Gene Ontology annotation, cellular component: cytoplasm. The coding region runs from base 121 to 3072 and encodes 983 amino acids. Gene Ontology annotation, molecular function: guanyl-nucleotide exchange factor activity; metal ion binding. The transcript is spliced from 16 exons. The record is from RefSeq and is a predicted model, not a curated record. NCBI's taxonomy places the organism in Eukaryota, Metazoa, Chordata, Actinopteri, Perciformes, Anoplopomatidae. Gene Ontology annotation, biological process: filopodium assembly; cytoskeleton organization.